This is a messenger RNA of Zychaea mexicana, 825 nucleotides long. RefSeq lists its product as uncharacterized. The transcript is spliced from 3 exons. The record is from RefSeq and is a predicted model, not a curated record. The coding region runs from base 405 to 596 and encodes 63 amino acids. Lineage: Eukaryota; Fungi; Mucoromycota; Mucoromycetes; Mucorales; Lichtheimiaceae.
UUAUGCCCUUUUUACGUUCUUUUAGGCUGAUCUCUCUGCCAAAGCCAGAAGCUUCCGACUUUCUUUUGGUACUGAUAUACCGUCUCUUGUAACUUUCGAAACGGCUUUUCGUUUUCUGCCAGUCCCAACCAACACCAGUUUUCUCAUUGAUAGCCGCGGCCAUCUCAGUGUAUGCGGCUGUUUUCGUUCCUUUCUUUUUUAUGCCUGGUGCUGACUGCUCGCCUGCGCCUGACCACUUCUCGAAGUUUUCACGAAUGGUAAGCCAGUUGACCAUUACUUCACAUACUUCAUUUGAAGUGUGAUCUCGGCUGGCCUUUUGUACACAAAAGAUACCGAAGUUAACUUUAACUCAUUUAAAUGAAAGGUAACGUUAGUGUCUUUUUCCCUACAGGUGAAGUCUCAUUAUGGACCGUGGUGGUUGCAUUUGUGGUGUGUUCGUUUGUCAUAUUGAGCAGAAAGGAGUAGAGUUUAUUUCGACGCGUCUUACGCGUGUAAAAAUGAUAGUUCCAUCCCAACCCAGAAUUUGCAAGUCACAAGCGCAAGAAAAGCGCAUUUCUUGCAAGAAAAGCAGCUCAGAAAGUGCUUUUCUUGACUAGAAAUUUUUGCAUUUCUUGCGGAAGAAAUGCGGUUUUUCGGCUGUUAAAAAGCAGAAAUUCCCAAGCGUGAAACCCCCUAUUAUGCUUUCUUUAAUACAUCACUGCUGAAAAUUGGUUUGUCAAAGUUGACAGACUCUGAUAGACUCGCCAAGAUUAUAUAACUUUCAGCUCCCCACUCCUACUUCGAAAAGUAGAAGCACGAUGUCAACCCGGCGAUAGCUCGAAGGCC